GUAAAAAGACUACGAGUAUAUGCAUGAAUUGAGGUGGUGUCUCCUGCUAACAUCUAAAGCAUUUUCCACUGCUGGCGCCUGGAUAACUUCGAUCGACCCGUGAUAGAAGUACGAGUCUGGCCUAUUCGUGCCACGCCAUCGAUCUGUGCCUGAAUUUACAUCUACGCUUGAUCGCACUUGCCACUGUUUUCCUCUUCUCUUGGUUCCCUCUACAAUUUCUUGAUAGGUCGCAAAACCCGUGCGUGCACUUGGACCGGUGUCUCCCAAAGCACAAAUAUCACAACACAAUGGCGAGCUACGAAACUGAACAUGCAACGGACUCCCCCAGUCAAGAACAAACCCAGCCUCGAAGACCAGACAUGUCCUCAUUCCUAAGCCAUCUCUCUGAAGUGAGCCCGUCGGAUGACCGCCAUAGGCCUGAUGCGGUUCCGGUACCAGCAGACGUUUCGGCCCUUUUUCGCUCUCUCGCAGAAGCCUUCCAAACAAUGCAAAGAGAUAAUGACAAUGCCGAUUCAGACCUUCUCGGCAACCUCAUUGACACAUUGAUGGAGUCAGCGGAACAUCCUCCUCGAGAAGUGAAAGGUGUGGAUGAAGAGUACAUUGCAGCAUUGGAACGUGUCAAUAUCAAGAAAGUCAAGAAGGAUGCAGACUGUCCCAUCUGUGGAAAUCCCUUCAUUGAAGAUCCACAUCCGCUUCUAGUCAGGCUGCCGUGCCAUCCCACUCAUAUCUUUGACCUUGAAUGUGUCAGGCCUUGGCUGUUGCUGAACGGGACUUGUCCAAUGGAUAGAGUCGACCUAGCACAUCGGGAAAGGGAUCGAAAACAGAAACUACUGGAUGAUAUCAAGAAAAAUGCCGCCCCCGAGGAUGAAGAGGAGGAAUGGGAUGGACUGUAUGGCUGAUGAAGAGAUCACAGGCGAUUUGGAAUCUGUCUGUGAAUGAAUAUUGAUCGGUGGAGACGUCCGACACGUCUACGAACCAAGCAACGCAUUUGGCGAGCAUCAGGUGAUGGUGUGACGGGAAACUCUUCCCAAAGGUCCCUCGUACGAUGCUGGCGUACUCGUCUCCCGUCGCUCAAUCGAACAAAAUGAUGUGUCGGGUUGGUUUCUUACCAGAUUCGUCGUCUUCCGCUGGAAAUGCGGCACAGCCGGAUCAGGGUUGAGACACCUUUACAUCGCUGUUAAGGACUCGGCUUGCGCUCACAUACCUUGCAUUCUCCUCCCACACUUCGGAAAGAUCAAUGGUGGCCAAUGAGGGAAAAGAAAGCGGCAAGAAUUAGACGCUAUAGGUUGUCAUCCAAAUCAUACCUAUUCCCUUAAGGAUUGUUUACCAUGCUUGUCAUCAUCAAAGCUAUUCUUCACCAUGACUUGACUCCAUUGUCGUCUUGGCCAAAAGCUCCCCAUGAGAUGGUUGAAAAUAGCAAUUGCUUCCUCUUUCGCGACUGGGAAGUGAUGCAAGCCAGAAGGGUCUAUGUUCCCACCACUACGAAAGUUUGAUGGUCGAUGGGAGUGAGGUUUCCGUCCAAAUGAAAACUCGAUGUCAAAGCCAAUGAUCUACGGGAAUGCGGCACAGAGCCGUGUUCUGACCUCGAAUGUUCCGUGCCCUUUUGGGCAUCUUUCGAUCUUUGUGUUGGAGAUGUGAGACAGGCAUCAAGUGUAUGAGGAGCGACAUCCCCCCACCGAGAUAUAGCGGACAAAUUAAC
This is a messenger RNA of Exophiala oligosperma, 1699 nucleotides long. RefSeq lists its product as uncharacterized. Gene Ontology annotation, cellular component: cytoplasm. Gene Ontology annotation, molecular function: ubiquitin protein ligase activity. Bases 288 to 899 code for a protein of 203 amino acids. Gene Ontology annotation, biological process: protein ubiquitination. Lineage: Eukaryota; Fungi; Ascomycota; Eurotiomycetes; Chaetothyriales; Herpotrichiellaceae. The transcript is spliced from 2 exons. The record is from RefSeq and is a predicted model, not a curated record.